Molecule: messenger RNA, 1390 nt
Organism: Linderina pennispora
Lineage: Eukaryota; Fungi; Kickxellomycota; Kickxellomycetes; Kickxellales; Kickxellaceae
Exons: 1
Coding region: 28-1317 (429 amino acids)
Biological process (GO): regulation of transcription by RNA polymerase II
Cellular component (GO): SAGA complex
Molecular function (GO): transcription coactivator activity
Source: RefSeq, a predicted model, not a curated record
CUUAUAAAUUCAAAUUAGCAGGGCAUUAUGGCUGCCGAUUCGUUGCCAAACCAAAACACCGCGUCAGACACAGUACUGGCCAAGGUCGACGAGCGGUACCAGCUAACACAGCUCAAAGAGAGGCUUGCAGAGGCGCUGGGUGACGAUGGGCCUUCGUACUGGAACGCUCUGCGCGACUUUGUGCAGGGCAAGCUGAACCGGCAAGAGUUUGACUUUUACGCGUACAUGUAUCUUCCCGGCAACAAGUCGGCACUGCACAACCAGUUUAUUCUAGCAACCAUCCACAAUGCGCAGAGCGGCCAGGCACCGCCAGACGGAGAGCCUGACAAGGGGUUUGAGCGGCGCAAGCGCGGGCAUGGCGAGAUGCAGGACGACGAAAAGGGGCACAGGCAUGGGAAGCGUAGUAUCAAGGCAAUGCUGGAGGAUCCCAAGUGGCGGUAUGUCAAGGAGCUGGUCAAGUCGAUGAACAAGGGCGAGCGGCGGGCGAUUAAGCUGCUGCUGAGGAAGCCAGACAUCACGCCUGAGAAGGCACAGGAGGCGAUUCGGGCAAUGAAGCCUGUGGUGCUGCCGAUGCCGGCGUCACAGCUGCCGCAGUCAUACGCGAUGGAUAUCGCCAAAGGCAUCACCGCACCGUUGGUAUACGACACCAAGGCAACCCCGGAUGCAGAGUCGCUGAACUACCGCAUGGUUGCGAUUGCGCUGGAGCAGGGGCUGGCGGGCGGCGUCACGAGGGAGUCGGGUGAGCUAUUGCUCUACGCGCUUGACUGCCAUCUAAAGAACAUUGUGUCAAACAUGAUAUACAAGAUCCGGUCAAACCGCGCCCUGGGCAUUCCUGUCAGCAGCGUGGCACCGGACGAGACGCCAGAGGGCAGCCAGCUCACAAACGGCAGAUCACCAGCUGCACAUCCAACGACCGGUGGUCUGCGGCUGCGCGACCGGCUGUAUCACAGCAAGACCACACUGCGGCUCUCGGACCUUGUUUUUUCGUUGGAAAUCAGCCCGAAUGCGACAGUGGAGCCGCCGCUGUGCCUGGAGCGGUGUGGCAAUCUGCUUGCCAACCAGGAGUCAGCAGAGCGCAAUGACGAGGGCGGCGAAGACGCGGUUACCGAUGUGUUUGCGUCAGGCUCAGCAUCGGGCGUCGCCGAUGGUGCUGGCACAGCAACAGCGGUGGAUCGGUUCAGCGGGAUGGUGAUGGAUGAGGAUGACCAGAAGCACCGCCGCAAGAUCCGUCGGCUGCGGGCUCGCUAUGAACGCUGGUUCGGCCCGUAUGUAUCGGUUGAGUACAGCGGCAACAGCAAGCAGUCCAAGGACGCCUGACCACUCUUAUUUCUAGCACAUGCAACCCUGUAUUUGUCUCAAUAAAUGAAGGAUUCAAUUUCCAAAGUCAAAA